Messenger RNA from Aphanomyces astaci, 825 nucleotides. RefSeq lists its product as hypothetical. The transcript is spliced from 7 exons. Gene Ontology annotation, biological process: translational initiation. Bases 64 to 666 code for a protein of 200 amino acids. Gene Ontology annotation, cellular component: eukaryotic translation initiation factor 4F complex. Gene Ontology annotation, molecular function: RNA 7-methylguanosine cap binding; translation initiation factor activity. NCBI's taxonomy places the organism in Eukaryota, Oomycota, Saprolegniomycetes, Saprolegniales, Verrucalvaceae. The record is from RefSeq and is a predicted model, not a curated record.
UUUUGGUGGAGCGUGGAUUGGUUGGUGGGCGCCAUAAUCCAUCGUCAAGCAAUUGCCGCGACGAUGGCGCAAGAAGACAAGACGAACGAUGCAGCGGUGGAGGAGCAUCAAUUGCAAACUGGAUGGAGUUUGUGGUUUGACAAGAAGAUGCCCAAACGCACGGACGUGAGCACGUACCAAUCCAACUUGCAAAAGAUCGCCAACUUUCACACCGUCGAAGGCUUUUGGCGCCACUAUAUCCACGUGAAGCGCCCGUCGCAGCUGGCCAAGGACACCAACUUGUACCUGUUUCGUGACCAGCUCAAUUGUGCGCCGAUGUGGGAGGCGUUCCCAAACGGUGGGUGCUGGAUCCUCAAGAUCAAGAAGAAGGCCAACGUCCUCGGCAAGAUGUGGCAGGACCUGCUCUUUGCUGUGAUCGGCGAGGCAUUCGAAACGCUCAAUGUCGUGGGUAUUGCCAUGGCGCUUCGGUCGAAAGAGGAUAUGAUCUCUGUUUGGAACGCCGACAACGCCGAUGACAACGUGCGCUUUGCGAUUGGGGAAAAACUCAAAGAGAUCCUCAUGUUGGACUCCAACACGUUGAUCGAAUACAAGUUCCAUUCCAACUCGAUCCGCGACAUGUCGACCUUUCGCAAUGCCAAGCCGUACGUGUUUGCUGCGUCGACUUAGUAUCAAGCGCCAGAGAAAGAGACAAAGAGCGAGUAAAGAUAACAUACCCGCGAGAUACACGGUAGAUGAACGUCGCUGCGUUGGCAGUGUCGUUCGUAGCGUGCCUCUUGGACGUGCUUUAACAACAAUCGAACGUGUCGACAUGAUUAUUAUUGCAAA